Molecule: messenger RNA, 641 nt
Organism: Bipolaris maydis ATCC 48331
Lineage: Eukaryota; Fungi; Ascomycota; Dothideomycetes; Pleosporales; Pleosporaceae
Source: RefSeq, a predicted model, not a curated record
ACACCAUCAAACCCAAAACAACAGACGAACCAAUUGCAACCCCGAGACAAGAUUACGAAUUCUUCAUCCUCUUAUGGUAAUUCGGCCAAGAAGAUGGUCAGACAACAUGGCAGUUUAGAGAAAGAUGAAGAGACGAAUCAGGCGGCGUGGGAGGCGGCGCGUGGUGCGCUAGUCGGCGGUACAAAGUGGGGUGCUUUCUUCGCUGUAGCAGGCGGUGUCGCAUACGCAUUUUCUCCCCUCUACCGUGGUCUGACUGUCCAAUUCAAAACAUACAUACAAAUGUCUGGCAUGAUACUAGGCGGCAUGCUCGAAGCAGACAAGCGCAUGGUGAGUUACCAGCAUCGUAUUAGACAUCAUAAGAGGCUGGCAAGGGAUAUGGAGAUUUGGAGACGGUACGAGGAUACGUAUGAGGAGAGGGGGACGCCGGGAGUGGGAGCGGAGAGCGAUGUGCACGGACCAGAUGGGAAAAGUGCAUAGGGCCGCAUGUUGGAGGAUAUUGUGAGCCAGAAUAGAGACCAGGGAAGGUCGUUCUGCUGUACGAUAUCAGGCGUCUAUUCAUUGUCCAUACAUGGAAUGGGUGCGUUACAUACAUGCUUCCGUCUCAGGGCUCUUCUUCUAGAUGAUUCCAGGAUUUCGUAACA